CGUGCAGUAGUGAAAAUACAAGAAAAUAAAAAGAUCGUAGGUAUAUAUGGAAAAGUGCACAAUAUUUCUAAGUUGUUUUAUAGAUUAUUGAUACCAGGCACGUUAGAGUACAGAGUUUCGCUGCAUCCAGUUUUGAUAGUAUGCAAAACAGUUAAAAAUGGCAAAGAAAGGUCUGGUGAAGUUCUCAUAAAAAUUGUGUUAAUACAAUAAGUCAUGCAGAUAAAACUAAGCGUGAUAGAUAGCAGGGCAAACUGGAAAUGUGCUGUUAUUUUUGCACUCGUGAUAGUUUUAGUUAUGUUCUGGCACUUCAUGGGUAGCAGAAGGGUUUUGACAGCAGGGCUAAAGAGCAUUGUUUUGUAUGGUGGAGAGAACAAAUUUGAAUAUAAUUAUGAAGUCCUUGGCUUGCUUAAUCACAACAACAUGGCAAGGUUAUCGGCUGCAGUGGAUCCAGUGACACGAGAUUUACUUCAAAAGGAUAAUAACCGCUUAUUUCAUUUAGUAACAACAUUUGUCCCUUUUGACCAUCCUGAUGUUAGAAAAGGACUUCUAAUAAAUGAUGACUUGCCACCAACUGACCAGGAAGUUGAGGCAAGAAUGGCAGAAGUCACCAACUGCCUUCAACGAAAUCUUGAUCACAGUCUAAUUGCAUAUGUUCAUGUAUUAGUUUUUCGUGAAGAAACACUAACAUUUCUGCAAAUGUUGGAUAUCAAGAAUAGUCAUAAACUUAUUAUACACAAGAAUGAGGAGUCACCAACUUUAAAACAAGAGGUUUUGUAUGCUGCAAAAUAUUUGAAAGGAAAGACAGUAAUUGUCAGUCAUCAAGAUAACUACAUCGGAGAAGGGUGGGAGAAGGUCAACCACAAGGUGUUGCAGAAGAAAAAGCUAAUGUAUGCAUUGACGAGGCACCCAUCUCCUCUUAAAUGCAGUGCAACAACUACAGCUGCACAUUGUGGUGAAGACUACCCUUACAUGGGGAGCCAUGACACUUUUGUCUUCCAUGUACACACAAAAUUUCCAGGUCAUCAGCUUGUUGAAGUGGAUGUCACUCCAAACAUGGCGGGUAUUGAAAAUGUACUAAUAUGGAUCUUUAAAACACGAUUUAAUUAUAAGGUAUUGAAUCCAUGUAAGGUGUUAACUGUUUAUCAUAGUCAUUGUGUCUCUGUUCGAGAAAUGGGAAGAGAAAGAAUAAAUGUAGAAGGUAAAAAUGCUUUAGUGUAUUUUACCUACCAACUAGAAUAGCUCUAGAUCAUUAUAAUUUAUGUCACAAAAAAUUAAUCUCUUAUACAUGAAGGCAGGGUCCACACCACCGAGGGGGGGCUGGAGGGGACACGGCCCCCUAACUUUUUUGGCAGACAAAAUUAUUUACAAAGAGCCUCUGUUUUGAAGCACUAAAUUCAAGUUCAAUUUGUAGAACCUGGCCCCUCCACCUUGUGACGUGGGCCCUAGAAGGUAAUGAUGGCCAAAUUAAAAUUGUCCAAGAGCUUCUAUGGACAAUUAGAUAGUAAAAUCUACUAACUUGUAAAAUGAAACUAUGCUGCUAAUUAAGGUCACUUACAAAUAUUAGCCAAAACAUUUGGAAAACUCAGCCUUCUUCUUAGAGGCUCUUCACAUAAAAAUUUCAGGCCGGUUUGGAACUCAUGCCGGCCUGAGUUCAGUUCAGGUGUGCUAAUUUUCUUCAAGCCAGCUUGAAAAUUCAAACUGGUUUGGAAUUGAAUCUCAGGGCGGUAUGAGUUUCAAUUCGCCCUUCUCAUGUGAACACUCAAAGGGAUCUGACCAAACACCAAACUGAACUCAGGCCGGCACGAGUCUCGACUGGCCUAAAAUUUCUCAUGUGAAGAGCCUCUUAUAAAUAAAGGCUUCUUCCACACAGAUGCAGAUUCCAAAUCACAGGUUGUCAGAAAAUUUUGUUUGCAUCUGUCUACAAACUCUCAAAUUAGAGAUGCAUUCUUAAUUUUUCAAAUAGCUAUUACAUUUAUACAUCUUAAGUACCAAAAUCAUCCUUGUUUAUAUUUGGUUACCUAUAUAGAAAGCUUCUUACAAAAGAUAAGUGACAUUGCUUCCUCCUCUCUAAAGCCAAGCAAACAUUUUUACUACCAUGAUAACCCUUUUUAGUUUUGCAGCUUGCAGCAUCAACUUUGUUUUGAAGGCAAAUGGGAAAUUUUGAAAAACUAAGUUUUUUAAGAUUUUUUGGGCCUUUUUGCAUAACAUUUCAAAUUUUUUAUAUAUCAUUUGAGCGCUAUGCAUAUUUUCAUGCCAUGCUUUUAAGUGAAAAUCUGUUUGUUGUGAUAGCUCAAAAAUGAAACAAAUAAUAUGUAAUUUGUUAAAUGUU
Molecule: messenger RNA, 2329 nt
Organism: Rhopilema esculentum
Lineage: Eukaryota; Metazoa; Cnidaria; Scyphozoa; Rhizostomeae; Rhizostomatidae
Source: RefSeq, a predicted model, not a curated record